Molecule: messenger RNA, 6025 nt
Organism: Stegodyphus dumicola
Lineage: Eukaryota; Metazoa; Arthropoda; Arachnida; Araneae; Eresidae
Product: protein lin-28 homolog
Biological process (GO): pre-miRNA processing
Cellular component (GO): cytoplasm; nucleus
Molecular function (GO): mRNA binding; zinc ion binding
Source: RefSeq, a predicted model, not a curated record
GGAUCGUCGGAAGGGGCAUCGGCAUCACGCAGGAGGGGCAAAUGCAAAUGGUUCAAUGUGGCCAAAGGUUGGGGUUUCAUCACACCCAUGGACGGCGGACCUGAUGUCUUUGUGCACCAAUCUGUCAUUCAAAUGCCGGGCUUCCGGAGCCUGGGCGACGAGGAGGAGGUGGAAUUCGACUGCAAGGUGUCCGACAAGGGCCUCGAGGCCACCAUCGUCACGGGUCCCGAGAGCCAGGACUGCAAAGGAUCCCACCGGAGGCCCAUGUCCAAAAAAAGAUUCAGAAAGAUCAGGUGCUAUAACUGCGGGGAAUUCGCGAAUCAUAUCGCGGCUAAGUGCACCCUGGGUCCACAGCCCAAGCGCUGCCACCAUUGCAAAUCCGCCGACCACCUGAUAGCCGAUUGCCCCCAGAGGGAGACCAAAGAGAAAGGAUCACAAGCCAAGACCAAUGGCGCGCCCCAUCCCACAUCCGACACCCCUUCCUCCUUCUCCCCCUCAUGCUCUCCUGAGGAGGAAGAUGCCGAGGAGAAUGGUCACGAGUAACUCAGGGACUACUCAUUCCCUUCUCCGUUCAAAUCUCAUCUCUAGUCCUCAGAUCCUGGUUGCUUGACUUUCCCGAAUUUUGUGUGAUGACAAUGUGUUUCGUCGCGGCCACGGUGAACGAGAAAAACUGCGCCCUUUCUGCCUUGUUCAGGAGUUGUAAAUACUUUGCACGACGUCUUUACAAUAAAGGCUUCCAGCUGUUACUUUAAAAAGUGAGCAGUCGGUGUUUUGGAUUCAUGUACCUUUGCGAAUCAUCUUUAUGCUCACAAAAAUCUUUACCCGGUUUUUAUCUUCGCAACCGUUGGUCUUAAACAUAUACUUCCAGUUGUAAAAGUGUUUUAAGUAAUGCAGAUGCCCUUUUUCAUAUUUUUUAAUUAAAAAAUGUAUAAAAUAAAAAACCUAACUUUUUGCAUGUUCUUCCUGUCCCUAUAGUUAUAUUUUGGAAAAUUUUGUACUCGUUAUAAAAAAUAAAACACAAAAAGUAACAGUCUCGUACAAUAAAAAUUGACUGAGGUAUUUGAUACUACAAUUGGAAAUCAUAUUCAGGAGCCGGAUACUAAUUAAAGAGCAAAAUGUAUGCAUUUACACGUAAUUUAAAAUAAAAUACAGGUUUAGAAAAAGGUUUCUGAUAUAAGUAGAUUAAGCCAUAAGCACUUCUGUGCUAAUUAUCGUGAGAAAUACUGACCAAUGCAAUUAUUUUGUUCAAAAUGGAGAUUUUAUUCACAGAAUCUUACGGAAUUCCUGUUCUAGGAAAACACUGGCAGGCUUCAAUAUUGGCAUGUAACCAGCUCAAUAUUAUCUACAUUAAUUUUAUUAAAAAUGAGAAAUAGGUUUCAUUAAUGAAUGUUUUGUAAAAUUACCAAAUUAUGAUUCUAAAAUAAUAAAACAUGAUGAGAAUAUUAGUAACGUAUUUUUAGACUUCGAAAACAUAUAUAUAUCUGAGUUAAAAUUAUUGUGUACCAAAUAUAUGUGUACCGAUAAAUAUACCAUAUGUAAUAAAAUUCUAAAAAAGGCAAUAGUAAAUUAAAAAGGAAUAUCAUUGAGCGGCAUUUAAGGGGAAAAAACCAACGCUGAAUUACCUUUAUUUAUUUAUUAAUCGGCUUUCAAUACAAAUUCAAAAUGAUGUCACGUAUCGCAAAUUUUGAAAUUCAACAUCUUGGUCAAUUUUUGUCAUUUGCAGCCAAACAUUUUCUGCUUCACCUUUUGUAAUGAAUACAAAAUUUUCUAAAUAUAAUGGCAUAAAAUUAAAUAAUAUAAUAAAUAGGAAAUGGAGGAAUGUUUAAAAUAUUAGAUUUUCUAUUUUAUACAGAAAUUUUUUUUAAAUUAAAAAGCAACUCAACUUGGAUAUUUGCGUCAUUUAAAAUAUUUUUGUAGUCGGAAGCGUAAUCUACGACCAACACUUGCGAAAAGGAGGCUAGGUGAGGACUUAAGUGGACACUAUAUAUACUAUAUUCAUCGUAACAAAAUUCAGUUUAAUGUUAAAUCAAGGGAAAUGCAAAAUAAUUUAAGGAAAUGUGACAUUAAAAAAUUAGCAAACAAUCUGAACUUAGAUUUUUAACUGAAAUACUUUCCUGAAAGAAGACAAUUCGAAGAUUUAAAAGCAGAUUUUUAGAGAUAAAUUUGAAGCAAAACUUAUAAAUCUGAAAUAGUUCUCUGAAAUGAAAAUUAUUCAAAAAUUUUAAUUUUCUUUUUAACUUAACGAGGGUCAAUGAAUUGCAAUUAUUAUCUCGAGUACGAACUUUGUGCAUUGCUUCAUACGUUAUGCAUUUGUUAUUGUGCGUACUUCUAUAGAAAAUACCAGCUAUUUAAUGUUUGUAACAUAUAAUUUAUCAUACUCUGUUAAUUUUAAAUAUUUUUUCCAAUUUUAAAUAAGUUUUAAAAAAUUAAUGAUAAAUUUUGAAAAUUGAAAAGUAAAUAAAAAAUAAAACUAAAUUUAUUUUUAAUAAAAAUUCGUCAUUUGCCAUACUUUUCAGUAAGCACUAUGAACUAAAAUGAAUUAUUGAAGACUGAACAAAUAUGGUGUUCAUUCUUUAAAUAAAUUUACUGAAAAGAUAUUUUUGGAAGAAAUUUUAAUUAAUGGCUUAUUAGCAGCAAAUAUAUGUUUUUAUAUUUUAAUACAAUUCAAUGUCUUCACUUUUGAUUUCUUGAAUUAACUGUUUACUCUUCCAACAAAUAAUCUAUGCAACAAUUUAGAUUGUAAAUAAUUUUGUAAAAUCUCACAGUUUUAACAAAAUCAUUCGCGAAUCAGUUAAAGCACUUGCUUCAAUCAAAACAUAUCCCCAUAGCACUUGAUACAGGAUUUAUCCACAUGUUUAUCCUCCCUCUUCUGAACAGGCGAAAGCCAAUCUUUGAAAAAAUAAAAGUAAAAAUAAUGUCUGAUGUGAUUGCAAUUCGAAAUUUUAUGGUAAUGAAAGAAUCUUUCUGUAUCAUAGUUCAUGUACUAAAUUCUUUUGACGCACAGGCAGAAAGGGUAAUAAAGAAUCUUCGAACAUUGAAAGUAUUUUCUUCACCAUGUGAAUGUUAUAUGGGACAAGUUUGGCGUGUAUUGUAUUUGUAGAUGGAUGAAAAUAUCGUAUUGAAACGAAAUACUGCUUUUAUUAUAAAACGAGAAUGUGACUUUCAUGUGCAAACAGUAAUUUUUAAUAAAUAACAAAACAUAUUCUCAAUUUUUUAUUCCAUAUACAUAUGAAAUUAAUGCAAGAAUGGAUCACCAGGUAAUAAAGAUCACCUAAGAUAAUAAAUAAUUCAAGAAGUAAAAUGUUUAAAAAAAGAAUUGAUUUAAUAUUAAAAAAAGAAAUUAAUUCGACCUAAUUACUAUGUUUUAAAUACUCCCCGACAGAUAGCAUUACCAACUAUCUACACAAACGGGAUAUUGUUUGUGCUGCCAUCUGUUGUGCAAAAUGUAUACUGAACACUUCCUUCAAUCUUGAGUUUUAGAAUUGUCAUAUAGAUGGCAACACGUAUUUUAUUUUCCAUUUUUAACUAGCUUCAUGAAUAAGAAUAAUAUGAGAUUAAAUUAUUAUUCCAUUUAAUUCAAAUAAGUAAUAAUAAUUUCGCGGUUAAUUGAACAGUUUUUUUUUUUUUUUUUUUUUUUUUAAGCUAAUUUUUCCAUUUCUCCCUGUAAUUUGCUAUACUAAAUUGCUUUACGGUUUUAAUUCAGAAUAAAAACAAAAACGUGCAAUUUAAGUUAGCUGUGCAAUUACGCUUUAUUAAGAAGAAAAUUUCUUCUACAUAAUAUAUAAAAUCUACAGCGCAUUAUUUCAAAUAUGGAUAAAUUCACGAUUGUUGACCAGUACUGAGAACUGCAUGACAAUGAGUAUUAUUAUUUCCAUUCAUUUAAGUCUCAUCUUAGGAUAUUAACACACAAAAAAGUCGGAAUGAUAUAGAAAUGUCUAUCUUCGCAUUAGCAAAACCUGCUGACUAGAAGCUUUUGCCAGAGUACAAAUUUUCCUUUAUGAACCCAUUGCCAAUUUAACUUUUGUAAUCAUAUUUAUUUCAGAACAGAUUGGAGCAAAGCGCAUUAGGGUUUUUUGCCUGAUGGUAAGGAGGUCUUUCUAAGGGAAUUGGCUUGAGUAACGGAAGGGUAGGAUUGUUGUUAUAUAUCUUUUAACCUUUCGGUUCUUCAAAAGGAAAAAUAAAUUUAAAACUAAAAAUUAUAGUUCAGUUUUUGGUUACGUUGCACUUUUAUAAGCGUUCUUCGUUAAGAGGUCUUGAUUUCUGAGAAUAUCUAUAAUAAUAAAAAAAUUUUCAUCGUCUAUUUGGUUUAUUUUUCUGACAGGUAAACAUGUGUUUCGUAUAUUUCUAAUGACAAAACAUCACUCGGCAUUUUCUGAAAUCCUCUUCUUUUCUCAAAAUACUUUAAAUUAUUUGCAUGACUUCUAUAUAAACGAAAUGAAUUUGAAUACUGGCCCACUUUUAACACUGAUCAUAUGUUUAAUUAUUAUUUACAACUACUUUUGGCCUGCUGAUGAUCUUAGUAUGCUUUCCUUACAACUCACUUUUUGUCAUUUUACAGAAAUUCUUGAUUAAUUUUUUAACUAAUAAAAACAGAAGAAUAAAAUUCAAACUGAGAUGAAAAUCUGUAAGCUUUGAAAAAGCUACCCAGUUAGUAAGUAGAUUAAUUAAUGCAGAAACAGACCAACUCUGGUGGCCUGGAGUAGGAGCAUGACAGGUGGACUUCAUUUUAAGAAAUCCUUACUAACAUUUUUUUCAUAAGCAAAGAAGUACAAUUUUUUUAAGGAUUCAAUCAAAAUUUGUAAUUCUUUGGAAAAAUUACCCAGUUAGCAAUCAGAAUCAUAACACCAGGUGUGGUGUCUGACAGCAUGUAUAACGCCGGAACUAUAAAAGUGCUACAGUGACCGAAAAUAUAUUAUUAAGAUUAAAUGACUUAUGACAAUGAAAUUAAGAGAAAAUUAAUGAAAUUAAGCUUGUUUAAGCCGUCUUGUUUGUUAUCAUCCAAUUGCAGCACCAUCCAAACUCAGACCUUAGGGGUGAGGAGAACAAAGUCCUUCAAAUUCAGACCUUAGGGGUGAGUUCAAACUCAGAAGGAGGGGGAAAAAAUCUAAUAGAGUUUUUGAUUUGUUACAACAUCUUAAAAUUGGUCAAUUUAAGCUAUCUUGUACAGAAAUUCAUGCCUGAUUUCAAAUAGCAAACACUAGGAGAAAAGUUUAUAUUAAUUUUAACUCAAUUUUCAUGAAUUCAGUUUUUUAAAAAAUAAGUAAACAGGGCAGAUCUUCAUCGACGAUUGCUGAAUUUGGUCAGUGUAUGGCUGAUAAGCUGCUAUCGUGAAAAAUGUCAUUUUGAAUUAUUUUAUCAGCAACCUAUUUUAAACUUUCCUAAAAGCGAAUUCUGUAAAUAAUCAGAAAUGAAAAGUCGCGUAUUAUGAAGAAAGUUUACGUACUGCAUUUUAUGGUAGUUUAUGCUUUUGUGACUGAUGAAAUUACUAGUUUUAAUUAAAGAGCUACUGAGUAGCUUUCUGACAACCCAUUUUUAUCAAAUGGCUUUAAUCUAAAGCAUAAUCAACUGCUUUUGCUGGAAUGAAGGAAACUAUAAAUUAGCUUUUAAUAAAAACAUUGGUUUUUAUAUUUUUUACUGCCUUGUCAUGAAAAUCGCAAUUUCCUGUCACAUUCGAACUGAUACGACAUAUCUGUUCAUGGUAUUCGAUAAAAUUCUUCAUCGGCUCAAAGCCAAAUCAUUUUAAAAUAGUUCGGAAAGACUAAAAAGAAACAUAUAAUGUUGGAGGUGAGCACUCGAUCUCCGUGUAACGUCGUCGUUGUUUUAAUUUGGAUGGAACCAAUCCUCCACCAUCAGCAUGAAUGUGAAAAGAUCUUCUUUUGUGUGUAUGUACAAACAUUUUAGUGAAGAACUUCGGUUUUAAAAUGUUUCAUCUAUUGUUGCUUAAUAAACAAGUUUGAAACUUUUUAAGAAAACUGUAAUGAAUAAAAUUAGAAGGUAUUACAUUAUAAAUAAAGAAGUGAAAGUA